Molecule: messenger RNA, 864 nt
Organism: Caenorhabditis briggsae
Lineage: Eukaryota; Metazoa; Nematoda; Chromadorea; Rhabditida; Rhabditidae
Gene: Cbr-srab-1
Product: Protein CBR-SRAB-1
Exons: 5
Coding region: 1-864 (287 amino acids)
Source: RefSeq, a predicted model, not a curated record
AUGCCUAACCAGACGAACUGCGAACAAAUGGCUCAAGUUGCCACGUCAUCAGCUUUAAGAUUGGUUCUUUCCAUUACCACCAUUCUAUGUUUCUUAUGUAUCCCAUCCUGUUUAUAUUGUUUAUGGAGAAUUCAAAGAUCAAUGAAACUCCAUUUCAACAGCAAGUGCAUUUUCAUUACUCACAACAUCUUCAUACUCAUCCACGUGAUCGCUAGAAUAACUCUCCAUGGUAAAGACCUUAGAACUAUUUCGGACCAUGGAUCAGUGGAUGUGAGAUAUUUCCAUCAAGAACAAGAUGUUUGUAUAGCAGUACUCUUUCUUAGGCUUCAGUCAUCUGGAAAUUUUGGAGAAAUUAUCAUUUACUACUGUUGGCUUGCUUCCACUGGAAACCGAUACUAUCUCAACAUCCCAAUAUUCCUUGUCGUUAUCAGUCAACUAGUCACAAUACCUGCUCUACUGUAUCUUUUAAAGAAAAAUGAGCGAUUUCGGGAAACUUCUCUGGGCAAACAUGCUACACUGACCCAGAGAUAUCAAAUUUUUGAAAACUUGAGAACGUUGAACAUGUUUCGAAUUAUGAGUAUUAUUACAUGGAUCUAUGUAACUUAUAAUGCUGCAGCGACAUAUAUUGCUAAUAUGUACUUGAAGUCCAUGAGUAUGGAUAGACAGUUUGCUUAUAUAGAAGUUGUUCACUGCUUACCAUUCUAUUAUCUAGCUCUCUCAUUUUUUAUAUACCGUGAAGAUCGAAAACCUAGGAGUCAGUUCGUUAUCAAAGUGACCAAUUAUGAACCAAAUUAUUUCAAUGACCUCCAAAGAUUCUUUGACGAUGCGUUCGUGAAAAUCAAGCCUACCCAUCCAAAACACUAA